AGUGCUCGGAUCCGGCUGAAAUAAAGUCCAUAUUGUAGAGGGUACCCAUAGGGACUCUCAUACCAAAUUUGAGCUCAUUUGGUUGAAAACUGGCUUGUCGCUCGGGGGUUAAAGUUUACAUGGAAAUUACUAUGGAAAACGCGUGCUUUAGCUUCAAACGCUCCUACAAGCUAAGCGACAAACUUUAGUCCACACUUACACUAGGUAGCCGUGUCGGGGGUGGUCCAAGGAACAUUUUUCUCUAAGGGUUCAUGGUCAUCCGUUCAACCCUGAGCUUGCGCAAAGCCGAAACAUCCGGCGACGCCGGAAUUCUUCGAAUCUCAGUUUUAACGGUCAACGCAUGCUACAAACUAUGACAGAAGCAUCGUUUGAUUGAAUGGAAAACGCGACGCCAAACGUCAACUCACUGUUUGGAAGCUAAUGUGAGGGUUUGCCUUUUGUUUUGCGCUUUUCCAACAAAGUGUUUUUUUCUUGAAAAAUAAAAUAGUUUUCAAUAGGUAAGAUGAAAAUAAUCAUGGCCUCCGAACCCGAGUUCGUCGUAGAGCGGGUCGUUGCGAAGAGAACCCGGCGCUAAAAGGUCCAGUUUCAGAUCAAGUGGAAACUUACGAGGAUUCCAAAAACACCUGGGAACCGGAGAAAAAUCUCAACUGCCAGGAUCUUCUGGAGAAAUCUGCACGCGAGGAGGGCGAAAAGCGGGUCAGCCACGACAAGCGAACAUGGAUCGGGUCGUAGAAGAUGGGGGGCCCUCCGGUGAUUCCGGCCAAACGAACGAAGGCCAAAAACGGAUUCAAAAAGGUUACGUGGCGGAGAAGUUGGAAGGAGUGCCCGAAGAGGACGGCGAACGGACGUUCCUGGUUCGUUGGAAGGGAGUCGACGAGGUGGAACUGGUCCAGUCCAAGAUGGUCCGCCUGCACGUUCCGGCGCUGGUGAUUUAUUUCUCUGAGAGCCGUAUCAUCAACGCGGCCAAGAUAAGCGUGCAGUAGAAGUUUAAGUGAUACAAUGUUGAAGAUAUUCAUAAAACUUUAGUAAAAUAACUUUUAUUGGUCUUAAAAAUAAAAAAUAAAAAAAAACUAUACUUUCUUAGUAUGUUUCUUACAAGUAGAAAUAUUAUCAACGUAAACCGAUGCUAACCGCUUCAAUAAGGACAAUGAUUUCAUGUCCUGUCCAUCCCGAUGGCUCUUCCGGUGAACAUCUCGCCGACGAUGCCGCUGGACCUGCCAGACGAAUCCCAAUCCGGCUAUUCCGCUGGCACUGUGCAUCGAGCAACCACUUCCCUCCACGAAGUCCAACCGUAACUACCUCUACAUGUCCUGC
Messenger RNA from Culex pipiens pallens (northern house mosquito), 1314 nucleotides. RefSeq names its product heterochromatin protein 1-like. The record is from RefSeq and is a predicted model, not a curated record. The coding region runs from base 717 to 983 and encodes 88 amino acids. The transcript has a single exon. Gene Ontology annotation, cellular component: nucleus. NCBI's taxonomy places the organism in Eukaryota, Metazoa, Arthropoda, Insecta, Diptera, Culicidae.